GGGGGACGUUAAACCGCUGGACCAUGCUUUUCUUACAUGUUUUGUAAUGUACAAUCCAAGGGUGUGUGGCAGCUUAAUUUACUUGGUGAGUUAUUAACACUAUAAUAUACCUAUCGUAUUGACAUUGGGCAGUAUCAAAGCUAAACGAGACCUCGGCGUUAUGAGCAGUUACGAUUUAUAUGUAGUUUGUAGCUACCAAAGCAACUUACCCGUAUCUAGCUACAUUAGCUAAUGUUAGACUGCGCAUGUUUACUAAUGAAUAGUUGUUACAUAGGGAAUUCUUAUAAAUAGUAGUUAGCUAGUAUAAAUUAUCUCGUGUAGAUAAAUUAGCGAUCUAAUGCUCUAUCACAUUGGCUGUAUUGAGAAUAUUCUGGCCAACCAUGUCUUUUUUUUUUUUUACAGCUCAAUAGGUAACGUUACUGUAUAGUUAUGUCUUGUUAGCUAGCAGAUUGUAACGGGCUAAUGAUGCUCCAUUAGCCCUUACACGAUAAGUACCGUUUGGCGUAGUACAGAAUUUUCGAACAACCUUAACUUUGCGAUACUAUCUUCGUUCUCGAUUCGGCCAAACAUGUAUUUUCAAAAAUGUCCGUGUACAGUUGCAGGUGUUUCGUUUGAAUUUAGAAAAUGCUCUGUUGUUAAAUAUGUACUAUGCAGAAAUCGCUCUGCCAUUUCCUGGUUGUUAAAAUUCGAAUAGUUUGUUUUUGACAAAACAAGUAUAGUGUAGAAAAUCAUUGUACCAUCAAACCGCUGUGAAACGUAUUUUCCAUAACCAACACUUUUGUAUUUUCAGCUGUUUGAAGCUGGUGUUGUGCCAGUAACCGAAAGGUCACUGGUUCUAAUCCCCGAGCCGACUAGGUGAAAAAUCUGUCGAUGUGCCCUUAAGCAAGGCACUUAACCCUAAUUGCUCCUGUAAGUCGCUCUGGAUAAGAGCGUCUGCUAAAUGACUAAAAUGUAAAUGUAAAUGUGUACCAAACUGAAAGUUAAGAACGGGAAGUAUAGAAAUAAUGCACAUAGAACAGAUCUACCGCUUCUUAGAUUUACUUUCAAUGAGAAUGACAGAUCUUUAAUACACAUUUCUAUGUGAAUAUGGUUGGGUCGCCCAAAAAGUUACAUAUUGCAGCUUUAAAGAAAUCAGUGUUUUGCUCCAUGAACUAAUCCAACUAUGUGUAAGCCACCAUCUUGUCUAUUUUAAAUCUUCUCUCAUUGAUUGAGACAGUUGAGUGUCAUCAUGACAUGCAGCACUUUGGUGUGGACCCACCUGUCUCAAUCAUUGGACUAGUUUGAGUGGUAAGGUGAAUGCAACAGACAGUUGAUGACACAGGAGGUUGGUGGUACCUUAAUUGGGGAGAACAGGCUUGUGGUAAUGACUGGAAAUUCAUCAAACACAGGGUUUCCAGGUGUUUUAUGCCAUUUCAUUUGUUCCGUUCAAGCCAUUAUUAUGAGCUGUUCUCCCCUCAGCAGCCUCCUGUUGUUGAUAAAAGUCGAAGAGUGAAGUCAGGGGAGGUGCAAAUGCGACAGCCGAAAGUCGGACACUGAUGUGCUUUUCCAACAGCAAGGCUCAGUGGACCAUGGCAGUGUUGCCAUUGUUUCUAAGUUGUUCUUUAUAAUGUCUAAAUAAACUUAUCACACACGCACAAACUGAAAAUACAGUUGAAGUCGGAAGUUUACAUACACCUUAGCCAAAUACAUUUCAACUCAGUUUUUCACAAUUCCUGACAUUUAAUCCUAGUACAAAUUCCUGGUCUUAGGUCAGUUAGGAUCACCACUUUAUUUUAAGAAUGUGAAAUGUCAGAAUAAUAGUAGAGGGAAUAAUUUAUUUCAGCUUUUAUUUCUUUCAUCACAUUCCCAGUGGGUCAGAAGUUUACAUACACUCAAUUAGUAUUUGAUAGCAUUGCCUUUAAAUUGUUGUAACUUGGGUCAAAUGUUUCGGGUAGCCUUCCACAAUUUUGGCCCAUUACUCCUGACAGAGCUGGUGUAAGGUUUGUAGGCCUCCUUGUUCGCACACUCUUUUUAAGUUCUGCCCACACAUUUUCUAUGGGAUUGAGGUCAGGGCUUUGUGAUGGCCACUCCAAUACCUUGACUUUGUUGUCCUUUUUGCCACAACUUUGGAAGAAUGCUUGGGGUCAUUGUCCAUUUGGAAGACCCAUUUGCGACCAAGCUUUAACUUCCCGACUGAUGUCUUGAGAUGUUGCUUCAAUAUAUCCACAUAAUUUUCUUUCCUCAUGAUGCCAUCUAUUUUGUGAAGUGCACCAGUCCCUCUUGCAGCAAAGCACCCCCACAGCAUGAUGCUGCCACCCCCGUGCUUCGCGGUUGGGAUGGUGUUCUUCGGUUUGCAAGCAACCCCCUUUUUCCUCCAAACAUAACAAUGGUCAUUAUGGCCAAACAGUUCUAUUUUUGUUUCAUCAGACCAGAGGACAUUUCUCCAGAAAGUACGAUCUUUGUCCCCAUGUGCAGUUGCAAACCGUAGUCUGGCUUUUCUAUGGCGGUUUUGGAGCAGUGGCUUCUUCUUUGCUGAGCGGCCUUUCACGUUAUGUCGAUAUAGGACUCGUUUUACUGUGGAUAUAGAUACUUUUGUACCUGUUUCCUCCAGCAUCUUCACAAGGUUCUUUGCUGUUGUUCUGGGAUUGAUUUGCACUUUUCGCACCAAAGUACGUUCAUCUCUAGGAGACAGAACGCGUCUCCUUCCUGAGCGGUAUGGCGGCUGCAUGGUGUUUAUACUUGCGUACUAUUGUUUGUACAGAUGAACGUGGUACCUUCAGGCGUUUGGAAAUUGCUCCCAAGGAUGAACCAGACUUGUGGAGGUCUAACAUUUUGUUUCUGAGGUCUUGGCUGAUUUUUUUGAUUUUCCCAUGAUGUCAAGCAAAGAGGCACUGAGUUUGAAGGUAGGCCUUGAAAUACAUCCACAGGGACACCUCCAAUUGACUCAAAUGAUGUCAAUUAGCCUAUCAGAAGCUUCUAAAGCCAUUACAUAAUUUUCUGGAAUUUUCCUAGCUGUUUAAAUGCACAGUCAACUUAGUGUAUGUAAACUUCUGACCCACUGGAAUUGUGAUACAGUGAAUGAUAAGUGAAAUAAUCUGUCUGUAAACAAUUGUUGGAAAAAUUACUUGUGUCAUGCACAAAGUAGAUGUCCUAACCGACUUGCCAAAACUAUAGUGGAGUGGUUGAAAAACGAGUUUUAAUGACUCCAACGUAAGUGUAUGUAAACUUCCGACUUCAACUUUAUGUGUGUACAUUGUACAAUCAAUUAGUGAGAGAGAGCCUCAUAUUACAUUAAUUUGUACAUAUCCACUGUAUACAUGAAAUGCGGCAGAGUUGGUUCCUGUUUGUCAUGUUUUUGGUCACGUUCGCAUCAACACCCUACUGAUUGGUGGACAAUAGAGCCUCCCACAAUGCAGGCGAUGGCUGCAGGAUGAAUGUUUAUCCCCAUAAUGCAACACACUUUAAAGGGCCGACUUGACAAAAGUGAUCCGCUCGAACGCCCAAUGAGAGAAGAUAUAAAUAGUUAUACAUUUACAGUGCAUUCGGAAAGUAUUCAGACCCCUUGACUUUUUCCACAUUGUUAAGUUACAGCCUUAUUCUAAAAUUGAUUAAAUUCAAUGUUUUCCUCAUCAAUCUACACACAAUACCCCAUAAUGACAAAGCUAAAACAGGUUUUAGCAGGAAAUUAAUAAAAAAAACGAAUACCUUAUUUACAUAAGUAUUCAGACUCUUUGCUAUGAGACUCGAAAUUGAGCUCAGGUGCAUCCUGUUUCCAUUGAUCAUCCUUGAGAUGUUGCUACAACUUGGGAGUCCACCUGUGGUAAAUUCAAUUGAUUGGACAUGAUUUGGAAAGGCACACAGCUGUCUAUAUAAGGUCCCACAGUUGACAGUGCAUGUUAGAGCAAAGACCAAGCCAUGAGGUCGAAGGAAUUGUCCGUAGAGCUCCGAGACAGGAUUGUGUCAAGGCACAAAUCUAGGGAAGGGUACCAAAACCACCAAGACUCUUCCUAGAGCUGGCCGCCUGGCCAAACUGCGCAAUCGGGGGAGAAGGGCCUUGGUCAGGGAGGUGACCAAGAACCCGAUGGCCACUCUUACAGAGCUCUAGAGUUCCUCUGUGGAGAUGGGAGCCUUCCAGAAGGACAACCAUCUCUGCAGCACUCCGCCAAUCAGGCCUUUAUGGUAGAGUGCCCAGACGGAAGCUACUCCUCAGUAAAAGGCACAUGAUUUGGAGUUUGCCAAAAGGCAACUAAAGGACUCAGACCAUGAGAAACGAGAUUCUCUGGUCUGAUGUAAUCAAGAUUGAACUCUUUGGCCUGAAUGCCAAGCGUCACGUCUGGGGGAAACCUGGCACCAUCCCUAUGGUGAAGCAUGGUGGUGGUGGCAGCAUCAUGCCGUGGGGAUGUUUUUCAGCGGCAGAGACUAGUCAGAAUCGAGGGAAAGAUGAACGGAGCAAAGUACAGCGAGAUCCUUGAUGAAAACCUGCUCCAGAGCGCUCAGGACCUCAGACUGGGGCGAAGGUUCACCUUCCGACAGGACAACAACCCUAAACACACAGCCAAGACAACGCAGGAGUGGCCCAGCCAGAGCCCGAACUUGAACCCUAUCGAACAUCUCUGGAGAGACCUGAAAAUUGUUGUGCAGCGACGCUCCCCAUCCAACCUGACAGAGCUUGAGAGGAUCUGCAGAGAAGAAUGGGGAAAACUCCCCAAAUACAGGUGUGCCAAGCUUGUAGCGUCAUACCCAGAAGACUCAACGCUGUAAUCGCUGCCAAAGGUGCUUCAACAAAGUACUGAGUAAAGGGUCUAAAUACUUAUGUAAAUGUGAUAUUUCCGUCUUUAUUUUUAAUACAUUUGCAACAGUUUCUAAAAACCUGUUUUUGCUUUGUUGUUGUGGGGUAUUGUGUGUAGAUUGAGGGGGGGAAAUGAUUUAAUCAAUUUUAGAAAAAGGCUGUAAGGUAACAAAGUGGAAAAAGUCAAGGGAUCUGAAUACUUUCUGAAAACACUGUAAAUGUAUAAAUACGCAAGAUUGCAGCGUACACAUUGUUGGAUUACUUUAUGGAGCAAAUUUUUAUUUUAAUAACUGAGCAUUUUCUAAAUUCAAACAAACCACCUGCAACUGGACACAGACAUUUUAGAAGAUAUGUUUGGGCGAUUCGUGAACGAAGAUAGUAUCGGCAACUUAAGUUUGGUGGAAAAUUCUGUGCUACGCCAAACGGUACUUAUCCUGUAAGGGCUAAUGGAGCAUCAAAUUAGCCUGUUACAAUCUGCUAGCUAAUGUCUUGUUAGCUAGCGAGGGGUUUUACUUUCUUGCUUUACCAAAUAUGUUUUAUCUGUGCUUUUACCAUAGUGACAUGUUAUUGUAGUGCAGUGAGCCGGCAUUAGCUAGCUAGACUGGUUGUUAUGCCUUAACACUGCUGCAGUGGUGCUGUCAGCUUAGCCCAAUCUAUCCCUGAACCUAUCAGUUCUCAACAUGAAGGUUUAGCUAGUUCAGAAACAUUCAAGUCAACACAUUUUAUGUUGUUUUCACACCCAGAUAGGAGCAGCAUCUGACUGGACUGAAGCUUGAACUUAUAAACCCACUGCAGUCAUGCUACUCCCCAUCCUUGUCCGUGAGUCCCUGUGCUGCUCUAAGAACUCUGUCUUACUGACAUCCUCAAACAUACAGACCUGUAUCAGGGGUCUUCAGGGCAAGGGAGCCAGGGGCCUCCACAGCUAUGCCCAGGGGUUCCUCUGUAGGAGGGUCCCCUCACGCCUCAACCCCCAGAUACGGGGGGCCAAGAGUCGGAAGAGCCAGACCAAGCAGCAGGAGGAUGAGUGGAGGAAGAGGAACAAGACGGUGCUGACGUAUAUCGCUGCUGCGGGGGUGGGAAUGAUCGGCAUGUCCUACGCGGCUGUACCCCUCUACAGACUUUACUGCCAGGUAGGAGCAGAACCAUAUAUUUAGAGAGUAUGGACAUUAAGGUUUCUGCAUUAUUCAAAUAAAAUCAAAUCAAAUCAAAUUUUAUUGGUCACAUGCGCCGAAUACAACAGGUGCAGACAUUGCAGUGAAAUGCUUACUUACAGCCCUUAACCAACAGUGCAUUUAUUUUAAACAAAAAAAGUAAGAAUAAAACAACAACAACAAAAAAGUGUUGAGAAAAAAAGAGCAGAAGUAAAAUAAAGUGACAGUAAGGAGGCUAUAUAUACAGUAAAAUAAAGUGACAGUAGGGAGGCUAUAUAUACAGGGGGGUACCGUUGCAGAGUCAAUGUGCGGGGGCACCGGCUAGUUGAGGUAGUUGAGGUAAUAUGUACAUGUGGGUAGAGUUAAAGUGACUAUGCAUAAAUACUUAACAGAGUAGCAGCAGCGUAAAAAGGAUGGGGUGGGGGGGCAGUGCAAAUAGUCCGGGUAGCCAUGAUUAGCUGUUCAGGAGUCUUAUGGCUUGGGGGUAGAAGCUGUUGAGAAGUCUUUUGGACCUAGACUUGGCACUCCGGUACCGCUUGCCGUGCGGUAGCAGAGAGAACAGUCUAUGACUAGGGUGGCUGGAGUCUUUGACAAUUUUGAGGGCCUUCCUCUGACACCGCCUGGUAUAGAGGUCCUGGAUGGCAGGGAGCUUUGCCCCAGUGAUGUACUGGGCCUCGAGACUUCCUUGGUAUUUGAUUUUGUGCACCAGCUGUUGUUUACAAAUAUACAGAGACCGCCACCCCUUGUCUUACCAGAGUCUGCAGUUCUGUCCUGUCGAUGUAGCGUAUAGCCCGCUAGCUGAAUGUUAUCAUUGUUGUCGUUCAGCCACGACUCCGUGAAACAUAAGAUAUUACAGUUUUUAAUGUCCCGUUGGUAGGAUAACCGUAAUCUUAAAUCGUCAAUUUUAUUCUCAAAAGAUUGAACGUUGGCUAAUAGGAUUGAUGGGAGAGGCAUCAAUUAUGUAUUUACAUGACACAACACUGUAAUUCAAAAUGGCAUCCAUGUUAAAAUAGAUGGCUCUGGGACGGGUAGGAGAGCAGAGAGAGAGCUACAAUGUUUGAUACAGUAGUACUGCCACUUGAAGAUUUCUAAUGUAUUAUUUGAGAUUUUGUUUGUGGAGGUAGAUAUACAGUGGGGAGAACAAGUAUUUGAUACACUGCCGAUUUUGCAGGUUUUCCUACUUACAAAGCAUGUAGAGGUCUGUAAUUUUUAUUACAUUUACGUCAUUUAGCAGACGCUCUUAUCCAGAGCGACUUACAAAUAGGUGCAUUCACCUUAUAGCCAGUGGGAUAACCACUUUACAAUUUUUUUUUGGUUUUUUUGGAGGGGUGGGUUGGAGUAAGGGGGGGGGGGGGGGGGGGGGGUAGAAGGAUUACUUUAUCCUAUCCCAGGUAUUCCUUAAAGAGGUGGGGUUAAUCAUAGGUACACUUCAACUGUGAGAAACUUAAUCUAAAACAAAAAUCCAGAAAAUCACAUUGUAUGAUUUUUAAGUAAUUAAUUUCCAUUUUAUUGCAUGACAUAAGUAUUUGAUCACCUACCAAUCAGUAAGAAUUCCGGCUCUCACAGACCUGUUAGUUUUUCUUUAAGAAGCCCUCCUGUUCUCCACCCAUUACCUGUAUUAACUGCACCUGUUUGAACUCGUUACCUGUAUAAAAGACACCUGUCCACACACUCAAUCAAACAGACUCCAACCUCUCCACAAUGGCCAAGACCAGAGAGCUGUGUAAGGACAUCAGGGAUACAAUUGUAGACCUGCACAAGGCUGGGAUGGGCUACAGGACAAAAGGCAAGCAUCUUGGGGAGAAGGCAACAACUGUUGGCGCAAUUAUUAGAAAAUGGAAGAAGUUCAAGAUGAUGGUCAAUCACCCUCGGUCUGGGGCUCCAUGCAAGAUCCCACCUCGUGGGGCAUCAAUGAUCAUGAGGAAGGUGAGGGAUCAGCCCAGAACUACACGGCAGGACCUGGUCAAUGACCUGAAGAGAGCUGGGACCAAGUCUCAAAGAAAACCAUUAGUAACACACUACGCCGUGAUGGAUUAAAAUCCUGCAGCGCACGCAAGGUCCCCCUGCUCAAGCCAGCGCAUGUCCAGGCCCGUCUGAAGUUUGCCAAUGACCAUCUGGAUGAUCCAGUGGAGGAAUGGGAGAAGGUCAUGUGGUCUGAUGAGACAAAAAUAGAGCUUUUUGGUCUAAACUCCACUCGCCGUGUUUGGCGGAAGAAGAAGGAUGAGUACAACCCCAAGAACACCAUCCCAACCGUGAAGCAUGGAGGUGGAAACAUCAUUCUUUGGGGAUGCUUUUCUGCAAAGGGGACAGGACGACUGCACCGUAUUGAGGGGAGGAUGGAUGGGGCCAUGUAUCGCGAGAUCUUGGCCAACAACCUCCUUCCCUCAGUAAGAGCAUUGAAGAUGGGUCGUGGCUGGGUCUUCCAGCAUGACAACGACCCGAAACACACAGCCAGGGCAACUAAGGAGUGGCUCCGUAAGAAGCAUCUCAAGGUCCUGGAGUGGCCUAGCCAGUCUCCAGACCUGAACCCAAUAGAAAAUCUUUGGAGGGAGCUUAAAGUCCGUAUUGCCCAGCGACAGCCCCGAAACCUGAAGGAUCUGGAGAAGGUCUGUAUGGAGGAGUGGGCCAAAAUCCCUGCUGCAGUGUGUGCAAACCUGGUCAAGACCUACAGGAAACGUAUGAUCUCUGUAAUUGCAAACAUUUACAUUUACAUUACAUUUUAGUCAUUUAGCAGACGCUCUUAACCAGAGCGACUUACAGGAGCAAUUAGGGUUAAGUGCCUUGCUCAAGGGCACAUUAACGUCAUUUAGCAGACGCUCUUAGCCAGAGCGAAAGUACAGAAACAAAGGUUUCUGUACCAAAUAUUAAGUUCUGCUUUUCUGAUGUAUCAAAUACUUAUGUCAUGCAAUAAAAUGCAAAUUAAUUACUUAAAAAUCAUACAGUGUGAAGUGUACCUAUGAUAAAAAUUACAGACCUCUACAUGCUUUGUAAGUAGGAAAACAUGCCAAAAUCAGCAGUGUAUCAAAUACUUGUUCUCCCCACUGUAGUAGCACAUCACAAAUUGUUGGUUUGCUUACCAGUCAUUAUAGAAGCCUUCACGAAAUCUGGAGCUGUAUUACAAGAAGACCUGAAAAUAGUGGGUGAAAGAUGGAUGGAUUUAUUGUAUAGCUGGGUGUCUCGUCUGUUGUCCCCUCUAGGCGUCCGGUCUGGGUGGGGCGGCGGUGGCAGGUCACGAUGCAGAGCAGGUGGAGACGAUGAAGCCAGUGAAGGACCGCAUCAUCAAGAUCACCUUCAACGCUGACACACAUGCCAGCAUGCAGUGGAACUUUCGCCCACAGCAGUCUGAGAUAUACGUAAGACAUGCUUAAUACAUGAUGCUCUCGUUCUCUUUCUCUGUCUGUCUUUCCAUCCUCCUUUCUGUGUCUGUCCCUCUCCAUGUCUCUUGUCUUUCCCUCUCUUUCUCCCACUCUCUAUACACCCAGUGAAGAAAAAGGAUACAUUAGAAGACAAUGUGUGACAUUAAAACCAUUACUUUUAGCAGCAACCAAAUCUUUAUUGUGUGUGUUGUUACAAUAUAGGUAUCUUAUUGUGUGUUUUAGUUAUCUUAUUAUUAUUAUUAUUAUUAUUAUUAUGUUUUUUGAACAGGGACAAUGAACAACAAUACAUAACUGUCAGUACACUUGAGAAAAGAUGCAUUGUACCAGCUAAUUUCCGUCGGCAGUCCCCGGGCAGGUGAACAUAUAAACAAGAAAAAAUCAGACAUAAAAAAGUAUUAUACAAAAAGAGGUCAGGACAUACAGAUAUGUUUCCACAAUGAAAUCAAGACAUUGGUCACAAGUAUGUGUGUGUUGUUACAAUAGAGAUAUUUUAUUGUGUAUGUGUGUGUUACAAUAGAGGUAUCUUAUUGCGCAUGUUGUGUUACGAUACAGGUGGUUCCAGGAGAGACUGCCCUGGCCUUCUACAGAGCCAAGAACCCCACAGACAAACCUGUUAUUGGGAUCUCCACCUACAACGUAGUGCCCUUUGAGGCUGGACAGUACUUCAACAAGAUACAGGUACUAAUGAACAUGUAGUCAAUGCCAUGUGUACCAAACUGUUGAUGUAAUGUGCCAUUCUGUUAAAACCUCUUAAGGAUCUGAUUAUUUUUUUCAAUUUUCGCCUAAAAUGACAUACCCAAAUCUAACUGCCUGUAGCUCAGGACCUGAAGCAAGGAUAAGCAUAUUCUUGAUAUCAUUUGAAAGGAAACACUUUGAAGUUUGUGGAAAUGUGAAACUAAUGUAGGAGAAUAACACAUUAGAUCUGGUAAAAGAUAAUACAAAUAAAAAAACAUGCGUUUUUUGUUUUUUUGUAUCAGCUUUGAAAUGCAAGAGAAAGGCCAGACGGUGAUAUAGGAAUAUAGGUGUAAUUUAGAGUUUGUCCACAAGAUGGCAGAAUUGUGUGUGCAAAGUUUCAGACUGAUCCAGUGAAGGAUUACAUCACUACCCAAUAUUUUGUAUCAAGUUUAUUAGGAGUUUUCUGAAAUGUUCCCAAUUGGUCAAUUUAUGCAUUUUCAAGUACAUAACUAUAGAGAACAUACAAUAAUGCUAUGGUAAUAAAACAUUUAAGUUUACACUGAGUCCCGUGUAGCUCAGUUGGUAGAGCAUGGCAUUUGCAACGCCAGGGUUGUGGGUUCGUUUCCCACGGGGGACCAGUAUGAAGGAAAAAAAUAAUUAUGCACUCACUAACUGUAAGUCGCUCUGGAUAAGUGCGUCUGCUAAAUGACUAAAAUAUAAAUGUACACACUCCCAGGAAUGUCAUAAAUGAUGGAUCAUUAGCUUCCCUACAGAAAAUACACUAACCUUCACACAUCUAGAUUUACAUUUACAUCAUUUAGCAGACGCUCAUCCAGAGCGACUUACAAAUUGGUGCAUUCAACUUAUGAUAGCCAGCGGGACAACCACUUUUAUUUUGUUAUUUUUUGGGGGGGGUGGGAGGGGGGGGGGGUAGAAGGAUUACUUUAUACUAUUCCAGGUAUUCCUUAAAGAGGUAGGGUUUCAAGUGUCUCCGGAAGGUGGUCAGUGACUCCGCUGUCCUGGCGUCGUGGGGGAGCUUGUUCCACCAUUGGGGUGCAGCAGCAAAUAGCUUUGACUGGGCUGAGCGGGAACUGUGCUUCCUUAGAGGUAGGGGAGCUAGCAGGCCAGAGGUGGAUGAACGUAGUGCCCUCGUUUGGGUGUAGGGUCUGAUCAGAGCCUGAAGAUAAGGAGGUGCCGUUCCCCUCACAGCUCCGUAGGCAAGCACCAUGGUCUUGUAGUAGAUGCGAGCCUCAACUGGAAGCCAGUGGAGUGUGCGGAGGAGCGGGGUGACGUGAGAGAACUUGGGAAGGUCGAACACCAGACGGGCUGCAGCGUUCUGGAUAAGUUGUAGGGGUUUAAUGGCACAGGCAGGGAGCCCAGCCAAAAGCGAGUUGCAGUAAUCCAGACGGGAGAUGACAAGUGCCUGGAUUAGGACCUGUGCUGCUUUCUGUGUAAGGUAGGUUCGUACUCUGCGAAUGUUGUAGAGCAUGAAUCUGCAGGAUCAGGUCACCGCUUUGAUGUUAGCGGAGAACGACAGGGUGUUGUCCAGGGUCACGCCAAGGUUCUUUGCACUCUGGGAGGAGGACACAAUGGAGUUGUCAACCGUGAUGGCGAGAUCAUGGAGCGGGCAGUCCUUCCCCGGGAGGAAGAGCAGCUCCGUCUUGCUGAGGUUCAGCUUGAGGUGGUGAUCCGACAUCCACAUAUGUCUGCCAGAUAUGCAGAGAUGCGAUUCGCCACCUGGUUAUCAGAAGGGGGAAAGGAGAAAAUUAAUUGUGUGUCGUCUGCGUAGCAAUGAUAGGAGAGACCAUGUGAGGAUAUGACAGAGCCAAGUGACUUGGUGUAUAGAGAGAAUAGGAGAGGGCCUAGAACUGAGCCCUGGGGGACACCAGUGGUGAGAGCACGUGGUGCGGAGACAGAUUCUCGCCACGCCACCUGGUAGGAGCGACCUGUCAGGUAGGACGCAAUCCAAGAGUGAGCAGCGCCGGAGAUGCCCAACUCGGAGAGGGUGGAGAGGAGGAUCUGAUGGUUCACAGUAUCAAAGGCAGCGGAUAGGUCUAGAAGGAUAAGAGCAGAGGAGAGAGAGUUAGCUUUAGCAGUGCGGAGAGCCUCCGUGACACAGAAGAGCAGUCUCAGUUGAAUGACCAGUCUUGAAACCUGACUGGUUUGGAUCAAGAAGGUCAUUCUGAGAGAGAUAGCAGGAGAGUUGGCUAGAGACGGCACGCUCAAGAGUUUUGGAGAGAAAAGAAAGAAGGGAUACUGGUCUGUAGUUGUUGACAUUGGAGGGAUCGAGUGUAGGUUUUUUGAAGAGGGGUGCAACUCUCGCUCUCUUGAAGACGGAAGGAACAUGGCCAGCGGUCAAGGAUGAGUUGAUGAGCGAGGUGAGGUAAUGGAGAAGGUCUCCGGAAAUGGUCUGGAGAAGAGAGGAGGGGAUAGGGUCAAGCUGUCAGGUUGUUGGGCGGCCGGCCGUCACAAGUCGCAAGAUUUCAUCUGGAGAGAGAGGGGAGAAAGAAGUCAAAGCAUAGGGUAGGGCAGUGUGAGCAGGACCAGCGGUGUCAUUUGACUUAAUACAUGAGGAUUGGAUGUCGUCAACCUUCUUUUCAAAAUGGUUGACGAAGUCAUCCACAGAGAGGGAGGAGGGAGGGGGAGGGGGAGGAGGAGGAGGAUUCAGCAGGGAGGAGAAUGUGGCAAAGAGCUUCCUAGGGUUAGAGGCAGAGGCUUGAAAUUUAGAGUGGUAGAAAGUGGCUUUAGCAGCGGAAACCGAGGAAGAGAAUGUAGAGAGGAGGGAGUGAAAAGAUGACAGGUCCGUAGGGAGACUAGUUUUCCUCCAUUUCCGCUCGGCUGCCUGGAGCCCUCUUCUGUGAGCUCGCAAUGAGUCGUCAAGCCACGGAGCAGGAUGGGAAGACCGACCCGGCCGGGAGGAUAGGGGACAUAGAGAGUCAAAAAAUGCAGAGAGGAGGGUUGAGGAGGCAGAAUCAGGAGAUCGGAGGGAGAAGGAUUUAGCAGAGGGAAGAGAUGAUAGGAUGGAAGAGAAGAGAGUAGCGGGAGAGAGCGAAGGUUGCGACGGCACAUUACCAUCUGAGUAGGGGCAGAGUGAGUAGUGUUGGAGGAGAGCGAGAGAGAAAAGGAUACAAAGUAGUGGUCGGAGACUUGGAGGGGAGUUGCAGUGAGAUUAGUAGAAGAACAGCAUCUAGUAAAGAUGAGGUCAAGCGUAUUGCCUGCCUUGUGAGUAGGGGGUACGGUGAGAGGGUGAGGUCAAAAGAGGAAAGGAGUGGAAAGGAGGAGGCAGAGAGAAAUGAGUCAAAGGCAGACGUAGGGAGGUUAAAGUCACCCAGAACUGUGAGGGGUGAGCCAUCCUCAGGAAAUGAACUUAUCAAGCUCAUUGAUGAACUCUCCAAGGGAACCUGGAGGGCGAUAAAUGACAAGGAUGUUAAGCUUGAAUGGGCUAGUGACUGUGACAGCAUGGAAUUCAAAUGAGAAGAUAGACAGAUGGGUCAGGGGAAAAAGAGAGAAUGUCCACUUGGGAGAGAUGAGGAUUCCUGUGCCACCGCCGCGCUGACCAGAUGCUCUCAGGGUAUGCGAGAACACAUGGUCAGACGAGGAAAGAGCAGUAGGAGUAGCAGUGUUUUCUGUGGUAAUCCAUGUUUCCGUCAGCGCCAAGAAGUCGAGGGACUGGAGGGUAGCAUAGGCUGAGAUUAACUCUGCCUUGUUGGCCGCAGAACAGCAGUUCCAGAGGCUGCCAGAGACCUGGAACUCCACGUGGGUCGUGCAGCAGCGACCACCAGAUUAGAGUGGCAACAGCCACGUGGUGUGAAGCGUUUGUAUGGCCUGUGCAGAGAGGAGAGAACAGGGAUAGACAGACACAUAGUUGACAGGCUACAGAAAAAGGCUACAAUAAUGCAAAGGAGAUCGGAAUGAAAUUAACUAAACAUCUGGGAAAGCGAGAGAACGGGGCCUCCCUCACUUACGUUUCACUGAAACGCUCAAAUAUAACUCUCCCAACUUCCACUUUAGAAAUUAUAAUUGUUGUAAACUACAGCGGUUCAAUGUUUUCUAGGAAUAGACUCUAACUUAGUUUAUUCAGCUAGCUAACUUGGUACAGUAUUCUUCCGUGAAAACCGUCCAGGGCACCGAAUCCUAUGACGCUAUAGCCAACUAGCAUGCCAGCCUCCAAUAACACGGUUUAGCACCAAUACUCGGUUACAACAAACCACUAGUGUGUUAACACGCCAAGCAGAUCAUUUGUGUCCGUGUCUAACGUUGUGUAAAGUUUUGGGUUAGUUUUGACAGUUUGAGUGAGUACGUCGUCAACUUAUUCAACCAGUUAGGGGGGGUGGAGCCAGAGACAGCAGGGGUUCAAACUGUAGAACCCAGUUCCUACAUUUGAAUAUAAAAAUGGAUUUUAUCAAACAAAACUAUGCUACAUUUUAUCUCUGGGUCCCUCAGGAUGACAAAUCAGAGCAUGAUUACUGAAUAUAAGUACAUUAUUUACCUUCAGAGGUGAAUGUAUCAAACCAGUUGCCGUGACAAGUGUUUUGUUGUUGUGCACUAUCCUCAAACAAUAGCAUGGUAUUUUUUUGCUGUAAUAGCUACUGUAAAGUUGGCUGUUGUUUACAACGCCAUUCUAGUCACAUAUCGCAUAUUGAGCAGCAACCGUCCCGGUAUCCUGUAUUAAGAGGGACCAAAUUAAUAUGCAGGACCAAUGUGUGUUGAGUUGCCUUAUGACAUUGUUUGACAGAGUCACUACAUUCUACAUUUGAGUCAUUUAGCAGACUGUCUUAUCCAAAGCGACUUAAAGGAGCAAUUGGGCUUAAGUGCCUUGCUCAAGGGCACAUCAACAGAUUUUUCACCUCAUCUGCUUGGGGAUUCGAACCAGUGACCUUUCAGUUACUGGCCCAAUGCUUUUAACCACUAGGCUACCUGCCGCCACUACUAGGACUAUUUGCUCUAAAUUACUUAUUUGGAUGAAGAAAUGUUCUUUUAAGUAAAGUAUCUUCUCACUCACUUGUCUGUCAUGAAAAAUAUCAGUUAACUCAGUCUGUCAGGCAUUGAGAAGCCUUGCAUUGCCAGACAUCACACUGUAAAUGGCUGGGGGCAAGGCUAGACAUUGAGAAGCCUUGCAUUGCCAGACAUCACAAUGUGAAAGGCUGGGGGCAAGGCCAGACGUUGACAUGCAUAUUGAGCCUGUGUCUGAUUUUUACACACUUGUCUUGAGUCAUUAUCUCCAAUGACAAUCAAACGUCAGGCUGGCUGAACUAUAUUGAAUUCACUAAAUGUAAAAUUCAACGCAAGAACAAACUUGCAUGUUUUUGCGUGUGCAUCUCUUCAUUGAUCUUCAGUCUGCAAUACUUUUUCCUCGGUAAGCACUGCAGCUCACAUCAGUGUUGUAGUACUCGAGACCGGUCUCGCUUUAGGUGGUCUCAGACACAACACUGGCUCACAUACAGCUUCAUCUACAUUAUUUACCUUGGUGUGGGGACUCCUGACUAAAAUUGAAUCUCAGAUAUUUACCUCCAUAUUGAGUCUGUCUCUCUGAUGUUUUAAAACGCGUAUCUCUUCUCCCCUCCCAGUGUUUCUGUUUUGAGGAGCAGCGGUUGAACCCUAAAGAGGAAGUGGACAUGCCCGUGUUCUUUUACAUCGACCCUGAGUUUGACGAGGACCCGCGAAUGGCCCGUGUCGACACCAUUACCCUCUCAUACACCUUCUUCGAAGCCAAGGAGGGACAGAAACUACACCUCCCCGGAUACAGUCCGAUUUCCCUACACAGCUGAAGAUUGGCCUCAUCGUGUCAGCCAUUUAAAAAUACUAUUUACUGUUCUCCUCAGAGCUGCUGAGUUAGUCCAAUAUAUAUAUAUAUAUAUAUA
Molecule: messenger RNA, 15832 nt
Organism: Coregonus sp. 'balchen'
Lineage: Eukaryota; Metazoa; Chordata; Actinopteri; Salmoniformes; Salmonidae
Source: the annotation of a GenBank genome assembly